Molecule: messenger RNA, 2233 nt
Organism: Tribolium castaneum (red flour beetle)
Lineage: Eukaryota; Metazoa; Arthropoda; Insecta; Coleoptera; Tenebrionidae
Gene: Not3
Product: CCR4-NOT transcription complex subunit 3
Exons: 9
Coding region: 197-2215 (672 amino acids)
Biological process (GO): nuclear-transcribed mRNA poly(A) tail shortening; regulation of DNA-templated transcription
Cellular component (GO): CCR4-NOT core complex; nucleus; P-body
Source: RefSeq, a predicted model, not a curated record
UGAAGUGAGAGACAUUUGUGUAUGGCAGAGAAUUUUCUAGUUGGUUCGGAAAAAGUGGGAAAUAUUUUCUGAAUUUAAGCCAAUUUAUGUAAUAAGUGAUCCACUAUUCGAAGCUCUAUUGCAUGGCGAAGUACUUCUAAGUGUUUGGAAUUACCAGUUUCGUGGCGUUUUUAAUUAUGAACUGAUUAUAUCCGACAUGGCUGCUACCAGAAAAUUACAAGGAGAGAUCGAUCGAUGUCUCAAGAAAGUGACUGAAGGUGUGGAAACGUUCGAGGAUAUCUGGCAGAAGGUCCACAAUGCCACUAACAGCAACCAGAAAGAGAAAUACGAAGCCGAUCUCAAGAAGGAGAUUAAGAAGCUGCAAAGGCUUCGAGACCAGAUUAAAAGUUGGAUAGCUUCGGCCGAAAUCAAGGAUAAAAGUGUUCUUAUGGAAAACCGAAAGUUAAUAGAGACUCAAAUGGAGCGAUUCAAAGUGGUUGAGAGGGAAACCAAGACAAAGGCGUACUCAAAAGAGGGCUUGGGGGCGGCGCAAAAGCUCGAUCCAGCGCAAAAGGAACGUGAAGAGAUCCAGCAUUGGUUAGUUUCGUCCAUCGACUUGUUAAACAUCCAAACGGACACUUUCGAAUGCGAGAUCGAGUCGUUGUUAGCGAAUAAGAAAAAGAAACUCGAUAAAGACAAACAGGAGCGAAUGGAUGAGCUGAAGUCGCGCUUAGAAAGGCACAGGUUUCACAUACGAAAGUUAGAAACUUUGUUACGUAUGCUCGAUAAUAUGUCGGUGGAAGUUUCGCAAAUACGAAGGAUAAAAGACAACGUCGAAUAUUACAUAGAGUGUUCGCAAGAGCCCGAUUUCGAGGAUAACGAAUUCAUUUACGAUGACAUCAUUGGCUUGGAUGAGGUCGAGUUGUCGGGCGUGGGGCUGCCGUCGUCUGCGACGACGGAUAGCAACGAAACGGGCGGAACACCAACUUCGAUUAUUUCGGGAUCGUCACCUGUGACCUCGCCGGCGUUAGGGGGACAACCCUACACCCAUUCCAGUGAUAGUUCAAAUGAAGCUGAUAAGAAAACCAUUUUCAAAGACGCGCUUAAACCUGUUAAACCAACUGCUGUCCGAGCGACGUCCGCCAUGAACAGUAGUACCAACUCUAUCCUGAGCUAUAGUUGCAAUAGUACGACCUCAACACCUAGCAGCAAACCAGUUCUAGUAAGUAGUACUCCCAGCAAGCAAUCGGCUCGAGAAGCAUCACCGGUGGCGCAAUUAAAUUCGACCGGAAACUUUGCCACAGUUGCUGCAACAACAACAGCGUCGAAAGUGACCGCAACUAAUGGGGAACCCGUCAUGUCUUCUGUGAUAACUAACAAUAAUCAAGUUCAAACGCAAAACAAUACGGCCGUCGUAACGUCGUCGCAUACUCAAAAUUCGACAAAUGCGCACUCGACGCAAAACUCAAACACCGUAUCUCAGAAAUUCAACGAACAACAUGUGCAAAAUAGUAGUAUUAGUCCCGAACUUAAUAACAGCAGCAGGUCCUCGCCAAUGACUAAUACGGAAGUACAACACAUACAGAUGAUGAACGGACCAACGACCGAAAGUAAUAAGAUUGCGGACGGCAUGUCGUCUCUGAAGACGAUGGCGCAGCAGGUGAUCGACCGCGCGGGCUUGGAGAGCAACCAGCAGCAGGUGAUUUUAGAAGCGAACAAAAUCCAUAAUCAGGAGAAAUCGGACGCGCACAUCCCCCCGUUAUUGGGGGUGGCGCCGCUCGGAACGAUACCGCUCCAAAAAGAGCACCAGGCGCAGUUCCAGCUCAUGGAAGGUGCCUAUUAUCACAUGCCACAUCCAUCCGAUUCCGAAAAAGUAAGAACUUACUUGCCAAGGAACUCAUAUCCAACACCACCUUAUUAUAUACAAACACCAUUACCACAUUCCGAUACCGUGGAAUUUUAUCAGCGUUUGGCGAACGAAACAUUAUUUUUUGUUUUUUAUUACAUGGAGGGCACAAAAGCUCAAUAUUUGGCCGCGAAAGCGCUUAAAAAGCAAAGUUGGAGGUUUCAUACGAAGUAUAUGAUGUGGUUCCAGAGGCACGAAGAGCCCAAAAUUAUUAACGAAGAGUACGAACAGGGAACUUACAUUUACUUCGAUUAUGAAAAGUGGGGCCAACGAAAAAAAGAAGGAUUUACCUUUGAAUAUAAGUACUUAGAGGAUAGAGACCUGAACUGAAUAAAGUAUUUAAAAACA